AUGCCGUUCAAGAAUCGUCUUAAAGAUUACAUAGGAAGGAGUAUUUCUGUUAUCAAUGAAGAGACGAACGAGGAUUCUCUUUCUAUGGAACAGAUUAAUGAAUCCCCAAAAGAUGGGCAGCAAAACAGUACUGAAGAUAUCAAAAAAGGAAACAAUCGCUUUCGGACCAAAAGCAAAGACAGAGGACCUGGAAUAAAGUUAAAGAACCUUCUUCUGAAAAACUCAAAUUUAUUCAAAUCAUUCGAGAUUGACGAGGAUCCAAAAACUCUAGACUCUGAGAUAGCAAGCGACAGUCAGCCUAAAGUAUCUGUCAGCGUUCAAUAUAAAAGAUACAAAAAUCCAAAGCAGAUUAUCAGAAAAGAGGAGCAGACAAAACAAUGCGAAAUACCAAAGCAAAUAGAUUCUUCGGUACCAAAUUGUAAAGUACAAAUCAGUUCUUUUAAAUCAAAGUUUCCAGAAUAUAGAUUUAAAUCUAGAAGCUUGGCGUCGUUUGAAGAAGAAGAAGAAGAAGAGGUUGAUUCUGAACUAAAAUCACUACAAAAGUCUCCUACUAGUAAAGAUUUUCUAGAACCAAGACACUUUAAUUGGGAAGAUAGUGACGAUGAUGACGAUGAUGACGAUGAUGAUGUUUCUCAUGAUGCUGUGGUUAGUGAUGAUGAUGAUGAUGACGAGGAAGAGGUGGUUUCCAUAACAACCGGUCCAUACAUGAUGCGAACAGCAAGAUUCAGCGAAGGGGAUAUUAAUGCAGCUUCUCUGUUGAACUCUCCAAUUUUAAACCAAAAGAAAUUAACCGAAAAACGAAGGAGGAAUUCGACGGUCACGUGGAAGGAUCUGAAGACGCCAAUAAAGGAGCAGAAACCAAUCUGGCUUCGAACAAGAAGAAAUGCCAUUUGCGAAGAACUUGAAAGAGACAUUCAAAUCCAAGGUCUUUCUCUCAGACAAUGGAGAAAAAUUAUUCUCACUAACUUUACACUUUUAGACUUCGACCUAAGAUUUUAG
Molecule: messenger RNA, 999 nt
Organism: Actinia tenebrosa (Australian red waratah sea anemone)
Lineage: Eukaryota; Metazoa; Cnidaria; Anthozoa; Actiniaria; Actiniidae
Product: probable serine/threonine-protein kinase fhkB
Source: RefSeq, a predicted model, not a curated record